AUGGAUUCCAUUUUAGGAAAAGACCUUACUAAUAAUACUAUUGCACGUUAAUUCAAGUUAAUCAAGAAAAUUGGAUCUGGAGCAUUUGGAGAAAUAUACUUGGUACAAUCUCAAUCUAAAUCUGAAUAUGCCAUGAAACUGGAAAGGAGUGAUAACAAACAUCCAUAAAUAUUCUUUGAAGCCAAACUAUACAAUUAUCUUUAAGGAUAGGAUCAUUUAUUAUGUAAUUCUAAGGAAGGCAUUCCAAAAAUUCAUGAUUAAGGAGUGGACGGUGAUUAUAAUUACAUCGUCAUGGAUCUCUUGGGACCAUCCCUUGAAGAGCUAUUUAACAAAAAUCAUAGGAAACUAUCACUGAAAUCAGUUCUGAUGCUAGCAGAUUAGUUAAUCUAAAGAAUCGAAUACAUUCAUUCAAAAUAAUUUCUCCAUCGGGAUAUCAAACCUGACAAUUUCUUAGUUGGAGUUGGCAGCAAGAGUUCAAGACUUUAUGUUGUCGACUUUGGGUUGGCCAAAAGGUAUAUAACCAAAGAAGGACACAUUCCUUAUAAGGAAGGGAAAAGUUUAACUGGAACUGCCAGAUAUGCAUCCAUUAAUACACAUGUUGGAUUAGAAUAAUCGAGAAGGGAUGACUUAGAAUCUCUUGGCUAUGUCUUAAUGUAUUUAUUAAGAGGACAAUUACCAUGGCAAAACAUGAAAGCAACCAAUCAAAAAGAGAAAUAUUAAAAAAUUAUGGAAAAAAAGCAAGAAACAACUCCUGAAUAGUUGUGUAAGGGGUUUCCUAGUGAAUUGACUCAAUUUCUAUGA
This is a messenger RNA of Paramecium tetraurelia, 801 nucleotides long. RefSeq lists its product as uncharacterized. Gene Ontology annotation, biological process: signal transduction; peptidyl-serine phosphorylation; endocytosis. Gene Ontology annotation, molecular function: protein serine/threonine kinase activity; ATP binding. Lineage: Eukaryota; Ciliophora; Oligohymenophorea; Peniculida; Parameciidae. The transcript has 2 exons. The record is from RefSeq and is a predicted model, not a curated record. Gene Ontology annotation, cellular component: cytoplasm; nucleus.